This is a messenger RNA of Conger conger (European conger), 3503 nucleotides long. It is a transcript of the gene dnai4, whose product is annotated as dynein axonemal intermediate chain 4. The transcript has 17 exons. Lineage: Eukaryota; Metazoa; Chordata; Actinopteri; Anguilliformes; Congridae. Gene Ontology annotation, cellular component: axonemal dynein complex. Gene Ontology annotation, molecular function: dynein heavy chain binding; dynein light chain binding. The record is from RefSeq and is a predicted model, not a curated record. Bases 103 to 2451 code for a protein of 782 amino acids. Gene Ontology annotation, biological process: cilium movement.
AGCUGGCAUCCAAUACAAUGAAUAUAGCUAAGCGUCAGUUCUAAAUCCGCAUUAUUUCUUUGCGCUAUCCAUAUAUCUAAAACGUCUAACGCAGCAGCGAAAAUGAAGAAGCCAACUGUUAAAGUAACUCCGUCCUCCAGAGCAACAAAUGUAUCUACAUCAGGGAUUCUCCGCAUUAACCAAAGCACGACUAACACAAGUCGUGCAGCUGCUUCAGUUACCCGGAAAAGUUUCAGUUUAGCAGGAGACAGCAAACUUCUUGAUAAAAGCUCACACCAAACUGCGAAGCGUGUUGUUCAGGUUUUUGAUGACAGUGGCAAAGUUGUCACACCUCAGCCUCUCUACCAUGCAGACCCUGGUGCUGUGUCCAAACUGAGCAAAAUCUUCACAGGCCAUGAUGUCUCCGGUGCUACUGCCUCAGAUUUCUUCUCUAUCACAUACCAGACAACCAAUGCAAGCUCUGCUGGGCCUUUUACCAAGUCAGUUUUUGGAAGCAGCACAAUGUCAAGAUCAAGCCAGUCCACCAUGGGAUCGCUGAGUGAUGAAACGGAGGAUCCUUCUUCCAAACGUUACAUUUCUAAUAGCCUUUCUGAUGUACAAGUCAGGAGGGAGGAGGUGAAAGAGCAAAUUAGAGAAGACAUGUUGGAUGAUGUAGUGGAUAGACAUUUAAGUGAAACAGAUACUAUCUGGUUACUGGACUUGCCUGGCAUUUCUGUGUCUGUGGAGUCAGAGGAGGCUGCAACUGUGACAGAGAAAAACAAGGAAUACACAGAGCUGUGUCAAAACAAAAUGGGGAAUGACAAAUAUGUGGAAAGAAUGAUGCAGACUUUCAACGGAGCCCCAAAAUCCAAACAGGUCCAGAGUGAGACGAUCGCCAUGGUGGAUACUGGCAUUACCGUGACCACCUGGGACAUGUAUGACACUUUUUCCUCCAUUGGGGUCAGUGAGGCCGCAAAGUCGACAGAGAAAGAGAAGCCAAGCGGCCUUGAGGCUGUCUCAGAGCACAGGCCCGAUGCAGCCAGAAGUUCAGAGAGCGCCACGCCCGUCACCAGCAGCAUCAUAAGCACAGGAAGUAGCUCCAGUUCACAUGGAGAGGCAGAUGCUUUCAUUGAGACCAAAGAUGAAGUGGACCCUCAGCUGAUUCUGCAGUCUGAGAAGUUUCAGCACAGUUUGUUUAUAAUGGAGAGGAUUCUCCUUGAGAACAUCUUGCAGCCCAAGUUGGCAGCCUAUAGACAGCUCCCCAUCCUGGAAGAUCCAUAUAGUGAAAUGGGCAGUGAGGAUGCUGGCAAAGAUGUAGAGAAAGAGGAAGGCCCUCUGACACCUGCUCUGGAGCGUUUGUGGUCCUACAGCUGUGUGCACACUGCAGGUCUGAGCAUCACCAGCAUGACCUGGAACAAGCGCAACCCGGAUCUUUUGGCUGUGGGUUAUGGGACCUUUGAAUUUAAAGAAGAUAAACCUGGGCUAGUCUGUUGCUGGUCUCUGAAAAAUCCCAUGUGGCCGGAGCGAAUGUUCCAGUGUGGCAGUAGUGUGACUGCGCUGGACUUUUCUGCAAACAACAGCAGCCAGCUGGCCGUUGGGAUGAGAGACGGGACCGUAGCCACAUACAGCGUGCAGAGUAACGACCAAACACAAGUCGUCGACAGCAGGGACUGCAGCCACAAGCACUCUGGCAUGGUGUGGCAGGUGAAGUGGAUUAACAUGGAGAGGGCCGUGAUGGCCGAGGACAAAGGCGAGGCCCUCAUUUCAGUGUCCGCGGAUGGAAGGCUCUGCAAGUGGUUCAUGAGGAAAGGCCUGGAAUGCAUCGACAUGAUGAAGCUGAAAAGAACGGAAACAUCCAAAAAGGCAGAGGAGAAGGAGGGGAAGGGCGAGGUGCUGAUCUCGCGACAGGCACCGGGGCUGUGCUUCGAUUUCCACACAGAGGAUACAAUGAACUACCUGGUCGGCACGGAGGAAGGUUAUAUUCACAAGUGCUCAUGUUCAUACAAUGAACAAUAUAUGGACACAUACAGGCAGCAUGAAGGGCCUCUGUACAGGAUCACAUGGUCUCCGUUUUGCCCAGACAUCUUCCUCAGCUGUGCAGCAGACUGUGCUGUCCAGCUAUGGAGGCAGGACUUGAUGCGGCCUAUUCUACGCUUCAUGUCUGGCCAGAGGGCCGUGUUCGACGUCGUGUGGUCCCCGAAGUGGGCCACCGUCUUCGGCACGAUCAACGACGACAGGGUGGAGAUCUGGAACCUGGGCUCCUGCAUCCUGGAUCCCACCAUCGUGAGCUUGGCUAGCCCAGGGGUAAAAUUUACCUCACUCCUGUUUGCCACUGAUACAGACUGUGUUCUGGUGGGGGACAGUGAAGGCCAGGUCAGUGUCUACCAGCUGAAGAACCUGGAAAUCGGAGAAGGCCCCCAGGUGGACACAUUAGAAGAAAUAAUUAGGUCAACCCUCUCCAGUCGGCACUAACAAUACCAACAGCUAGUAAAUGGCAUGCUGGUUUGGGAAAAUGCGGCUUUGUACCAUAAAUACUACAUUGUUGAUACAAUUACCAUAUCCAUUUUGUCAUUGUCAUAAAAGUAAUAUCUGUUAAAUCAGAAAAGAGCCAGACAGACUGUAUCCUUUCAGAAUGUGAUUACUGGAACAUGUAUCUGCUCUGACCCUGUUGUUUAACCUCUUGCACUCAACAAAAUAAAUAAAUUGCAAAAAAGACCAAGAAAAUAAGUAUACAGUACAACCUUGCAGUGCGAGUGCACCAGUCUACGAGUAAUUUGUUGUACGAGCCGAGGCUCGUGCAAAUUUUUGUCUUGAAGUACGAGUGGAAAUCCACAGUACGAGCGAGGUUCAUACAGCGACUGCUAGUUGGUGCUGAGCUCGCACACGCUCUCCCAACAAGUGCGGCCACCGCUCGCUCAGUUCACGCGGAUAUUUAAGGUAAUUAAAUUAAUAAAACCAGUUUACAUGAUUUCUUUUGCAUUCUCUUUUACUGUUAUUAUGUUUUCAUAAUUGUCAUUUUUCUUGUAACUACACCUUUUCUGUUUUAAAACCCAUAAAAAAGAUUUUUGGGUGAUUUUUGGGAGUUGGAACGGAUUAAUUAUAUUUAAAUUAAUUUAAAUGGGGAAAAUUCAUUUGUAAAACGAGUAAAUCAUAAAACGAACUCGGUCAUGAACGAAUGAAACUUGUACUGUGAAGUAUCACUGUACUGUCUUUUGGGAUCUGACCUUGAUUAUCUGUGCUUCUACACUAAUAAAAAGGUCUAGUUUCAUGCUCAAAAUGUGUGUAUAGUCAUGAAAGGGAGUAGUCAGUUAAACAUGACAGACUAGUUUUAUCUGGAGUCAAUUGCACAUUCAAUAUAAGCUAAGUUAGUCUGGCCAGUUUGGUGAUAUACAGUGUACAUCACUGGCAGGAGCCAUGGAAACAUUGAUGUGAUUGUGACCAAUCCUAGAGUUGUUUGCCAUGAGAGGUAAUUCAUGGACUCUAAAUGAGCUAAUUGCAAUACUCUUUGGCAGAUUACUACAAUA